Messenger RNA from Gloeophyllum trabeum ATCC 11539, 2745 nucleotides. RefSeq lists its product as uncharacterized. The coding region runs from base 1 to 2745 and encodes 914 amino acids. The transcript has a single exon. The record is from RefSeq and is a predicted model, not a curated record. NCBI's taxonomy places the organism in Eukaryota, Fungi, Basidiomycota, Agaricomycetes, Gloeophyllales, Gloeophyllaceae. Gene Ontology annotation, molecular function: protein binding.
AUGGAUACCGAGGCUUUGCUCAAGAAAGUCGAAUCCACCCUUGAAGCCUCAAGGAAAGACCCGCCGGAACCCGUUGCAAAGCGACCUCGCGGACGUCCCAGGAAGCUGGUUGGCCAAGCCCCGUCGUCCGAGUCCGUGUUGGACACGCAGAAAGUCAUUUCAAACCUCACGUCAGUCUUCAGUCUUUCCGGCGAGCACUCUGAGCCCUCGAAGGCUAUCGCGCCCGUAUCCCCGUCCCGUAUACCGCAAUUCAGUGCUUCUCCUGACAUUAGCUCCGACUCGAACGUCGAGACGACAGAGUCCAGUGGGGACUCUGUCAGGGCUUUGCCGGAGGCAUCGGAAGCAAAGGUGCACGAAAUCCUCCGGCGCGACCACACUCGCGACCCCGAUCGCCGUGAAAAAAGCCUCACCAUAUACCUAUACUAUCGUGGAGUCGAUCGACUGCGCCUAUCUACCCUCCCCCGCGCUGUGUUCAUCCAGGCAGCCAAGAUGGCCGCCGAGCUUGGUCGCCUGGAUACUUUGGAUGAUAUUUCGAGAGACCUAUUGGAAUGGUAUGAAGGAGACAAAGGGAAGGUUGACAAGGAGGCUCGCUGUGAGACCAUAUCCAAAUUCCUUACGAUGUUCUCAGAAGACGGUCUCCUCAAGCAUGCCACUGUUUUGGCGCUGUUCGAUGCCUGGGUAGACGCUGGUCAGCAUGGAGCCCUCUCCCAAAACGCCUUGAACCGUGUCAUGGAAGCGCUCCUUGCUACCCAUCUGAACGUGGCCCAUGCCUAUUCUCCCUACGCUCCCGUUGCGCUACGGUUCAUCGAGCUCCUCAUGAAGCACGCCAGUACGGCUCGCGGAGAUCCAACAUUGACUGAAGGGCCUCAUAAGCGGCAGGUCGCCGUUAAUUAUCAGCCUCCCCUCGCAGUUGAGAAGCUAUUCACGCUUGUCCGGGCUUACAUCACUUUGGAACACCACGAUGUUGCUCUUGAUAUUUUUCAGCGACUUGUCGUCCUGUCUUUCAUACCUAGGAAUGCCAUCCAACACGCUGAGGGGAUAUACGACAAAUCCAAGGAUUUCCGUCUUAUUGUGCUCUCCGCCCUCGUCAAGGCUUGCUUGCAAUGGCAAUGGCGGAUACGCGCCGUCCCCUUCAUGGCGGAUCUGAUACAGUCAUACUCUGUGCUGAAUGAAGAGAUCAGGACGAUUACUGAAGAACUCUUGGAGAAGCUCCUCGAAAAGCCUACAGUUGAUUGUCUCAUAGCAGCCCAGCGACUAGCCUCGCUUUUCAUCACCCGCACGACGCCUGACCUCCCUCUCUCAGACUACUUCGUAUCCAGAAUCUACCUGCAGGCGGGCGAGCUACGGCUGGCGGCCAAGGAUGACGCGACCAAUGACACCGCCGCUGAUGCCGCCGUGGAGAUGUAUGGCGUUACUCAGAGAUCCGGAAACCUAGCAAAGCACGCGUACCCACCCCCGGAUGGACGCGUAGUACGCUGGCUCCUGCGCCAUCUCACGCUCAAGGUUAAGAACAUGGAUUAUGCUCGGAAGCUUGUCCAGCAAAUUGCAGACUCGCCGGAGGACCUUCCUGUUCAUGUCCGUGCUGAUGUGAUAUCCAUAGCGGCGUCCAAUGGGUUCGCCUCUGCUGCGCGGAAACUUUGGGAUCGGUACGCCGAAGAUAUUCUGCCGUCAGGGGAUCUAUCAACCAAAUUUGUCCAGCAACGGCGUAGUUCGGACACAGGGGCUGUUUCUGGAAGCCCACCGGUGGCUGUCCGAAUGGUGAGUUUGUUCGUGAACCUGGCGGACAAAGAGGCAAAGAGGACGAAAGAUCUUAAAAGUCGUCUCCGAGGGUUAAGCGCUGCCCCGUCGUCCUCCGAAUUGCGCCUAGGUGGAUCUGCCCCGAAGACGAACUCUCAGGAUCAGACUUUGGAGCAGAUUAAAUAUCGAGAAUCCCGUCACGAGGAUUUCAAGGCUUUUGCGCAGCACGUCGCUGAGAGCUUCCGUCAGCACUUGGAACCUCUUGAGAAGGCUGAUCAUCUUCAUCUCAACGCCCUUGCUCGCAUUCACUUCCGUCUCGGCCAGAGCGCUGAAGGUUUUGAUAUCUUCAAGAUAAUGAUAAAGCGGCAAGAGAUUCCUGACACAUACGACGUCAACGUGGCUCUCACGAUGCUUGCCAAGCACAACGUCCGAGCUGCUGCCCGAGUCGUGGACGCGAUGGUGAAGAAAGGCCUCCGGCCGGACGGGGUCACCUUUGGGACGGUUAUGAGCGCCGGAAUGGCCGCGGGCGAUUUGGAGCUCGUCGACUGGCUGCUGGGCCUGGCGGCCGAUCUCGAUGUGGGCAUCUCGAUGAAAGGAGUGACCGCGGGUAUACAUGCGAGCGUCACACAAAGCAUGAACUCCGAUCCGCCCGAGCGACUCAGAAGCAACCUCAACGCGGUCAUGAAGAUGAUAAGGGCCAGCAGGCACCAGAGCUAUCUUCCGACGCCCAACACUGGUAAGCUCUGCGUGAAUGCCUCUCUGAAGGCCGAGUCUGCAGAGUUGGCCUUUGAGUUCUGGAGGAUGCUGCUCAGGGGAAGGGCUGAAUGGGAAGACUACCAGCACGUCGGCUUGCGAUUCAGGAUCGCGAACCGAACGCGUCAGGAAGUGGUCCUGGGGCGCAUGACGCAGGGGCGAGCUAAGGAGAUGGUGGAGUUGUUGGGACUGAGCGAGACUCAUAGGGUGGGGACGUGGCGGCCCAAGGCGCCCGAUGUCCUUCCCCAAAGCUGA